Molecule: messenger RNA, 2702 nt
Organism: Neoarius graeffei (lesser salmon catfish)
Lineage: Eukaryota; Metazoa; Chordata; Actinopteri; Siluriformes; Ariidae
Gene: plcd4b
Product: phospholipase C, delta 4b
Exons: 16
Coding region: 130-2367 (745 amino acids)
Biological process (GO): intracellular signal transduction; lipid metabolic process
Molecular function (GO): phosphatidylinositol-4,5-bisphosphate phospholipase C activity; calcium ion binding
Source: RefSeq, a predicted model, not a curated record
UGUGCAGUUAGAGAGGCUCUCCUUGUUUUUUGUUUCUUGUCUCCAUCACAAAUUUAACUUUUCUUUGUCUUUCCAAAACAAAACUGCAUCAAGAGGGUGCUUUCCCAUUGGAUACUUCAUAUCUGGGAAAUGGAAUAUCCACAGAAAGUCUCUGUUCAGAGUAAUGCCAAUCUUGACAUCAUGAAGUCUGGAAGUCUCCUGAGAAAAGCAACUUCUUACAUGUGGAAAAGACACCGCCACUACAAACUGCAGGAUGAUGGCAAGACCAUCAUGUACAAAUCCAGCUGGGCAAUUAACUCUUAUUCAACCUUCUCUGCAGGUGAUGUAGAGGCAGUGCAAGAGGGCCAUCAGUCUGAAGUGUUCCUCAAUAUGCCAGAUGAAUUCCCUCCAGAAUGUUGCUUCACACUGGUGUUUCGUGGCCGCCGUAAGAACCUGGACCUUGUGGCCUCAUCAGCUGAAGAAGCCCAGGCUUGGAUUCAGGGCAUGCGGAUGCUCAUAGAGAACCUGCAGAAUAUGGAUGAGUGUGAAAAACUUGACCAAUGGAUCUCUGAUUUGUUUAUUAGAGCAGACAAAAACAAAGAUGGAAGGAUAAGCUUUAAGGAGGUUCAAAAACUGCUAAAGCUUAUGAACAUAGCUAUGAAUGAGCUCCAUGCAAAUACUCUUUUCACGAUGUCUGAUAUGAACCAGACAGGCAUGCUGGAUGCAGAGGAAUUUGUCCACUUCUAUAAAAUGCUUACACAGAGGAAGGAAAUUCUGGAGUUAUUCCAGGAAUACUCCAGUAAUGGACAGGCGCUUUCCCACUGUGACCUGGAGGAGUUCCUUAGAGAGGAGAUGCUGGAGGAUGAGAGGAGUCAUGAACAUGCACUUGAGUUGAUCCGCCAAUAUGAACCCUCAGAUACUGCCAAAACCCAUAAACUCAUGUCAGUUGAUGGAUUUCUGAUGUAUCUGACCUCUGCUGAAGGCUCCAUCUUCAACUCAGAACACCAGCAUCUCUAUCAGGAUAUGACGCAGCCUCUCAAUGAUUACUUCAUCUCCUCCUCUCACAACACAUACCUUUUAGAUAACCAGCUGAAAGGGAGGAGCAGCGUGGAAGCAUACAUUAAGGCUUUGAAACGAAGCUGUCGCUGUGUGGAGGUGGACUGCUGGGAUGGCCCAAAUGGAGAACCCAUUGUUUACCAUGGACACACUUUCACAUCCAAGAUUCCAUUUAAAGAUGUUAUCUCCACACUGGCGAGAUACGCCUUUGAGACAUCGGAAUACCCACUCAUUUUAACAAUUGAAAACCACUGCAGCAUUGAACAACAGACAGUCAUGGCUAAGCUCCUGAAGAAUAUCCUUGGUGACAUGCUGCUGAAGACUACAGUAGAUGGAAAGGUGCCCAGUGUGCUGCCAUCACCAGAGGAACUUAAGGGGAAAAUUCUGUUGAAAGGAAAGAAGACUGAAGAACUGGACGAGUGCUCAGACGUCAAUGAUCUAGAAAGCAGUGAUGUGAGUGAUGAAGAUAAGGCUGUGGACAAGGAUACUAAGGCCACAGAGAACAGGAAAUCAAAGGAAAAUCUAUCCAAGGAGCUUUCAGACCUCAUCGUAUACUGCAAGAAUGUUAAUUUCAACAGCUUCCAGCACUCACGCACCUACAGCAAGCCUUAUGAGAUGUCCUCCUUCUCUGAGUCCAAGGCCUGCAAACUUAUCAAAGAAGCUGGAGCUGAGUUUAUUCAACAUAACAGAAGGUAUCUAAGCAGAGUGUAUCCUAGUGGCCUGAGGACAGACUCUUCAAACUAUUGUCCCCAUGACAUGUGGAACGUGGGAUGCCAAAUUGUGGCCUUGAAUUUCCAGACAGCAGGACUGGAGAUGGAUCUCAAUGAUGGGCUCUUUCAUCAGAAUAACCGUUGUGGAUAUGUUUUGAAACCUGAGAUCUUGCGUAGCACUGAAUGUUUUGACCCAGAGAGGCCCACUGACCGGAAGGAUUACUGUCCUCUAAGCCUCACUAUCCAGAUAAUAAGUGGCCAACAGCUCCCUAAAGUAAGCAAAAAAGAGUGGUCCAUCGUAGACCCUUUGGUAAGGGUGGAGAUCUAUGGUCUACCUCUCGACCAGACCCAGCAGGAGACAAAAUACAUUGAAAACAAUGGAUUCAACCCAUACUGGAAUGAAACAUUACAGUUUGUGGUCCAUACACCCGAGUUGGCUAUAGUGCGCUUUGUUGUGGAAGACUAUGACAAGACGUCCAAGAAUGAUUUUAUAGGGCAAUACACACUCCCUUUCUUCUGCAUUCAACCAGGAUAUCGCCAUAUUCAUCUUUUAUCAAAAGAUGGCACUAGCAUUUGCCCAUCGUCUUUGUUUGUGCACAUUAAAAUUAAAAAGGCAUCUUAGACUGUCUUCCAGGAACAUAGUGUGACAAGAAGCAUCCUGGAGAUGCACUGGGAAAUACCUCCACACACAAAAGGCUGUCAUUACUAAAGAAAUCUGUGCUGUUGCAUGUACAUACAUCAUAUUUUAUAAAUCACAAUACAUUACUGUUUUCACCAUUUGCAACUAUUCUGCAUAUAAAGCAAAAUGUACAAACACCAAAGAAACUGUUGUAUUUAGCAAUCAAGUUUUACUGAAAUUGUCUUAAUGUGAAGACUAAAAUAUGCAGUGUAUUUGUGUACAUCAGUGCUUCUUUUAUACUGUAGGAGGCAUUUUGUUCCAUGUGGGUUUUUUUUUUU